Messenger RNA from Exophiala xenobiotica, 663 nucleotides. RefSeq lists its product as uncharacterized. The transcript has 2 exons. The coding region runs from base 1 to 663 and encodes 220 amino acids. The record is from RefSeq and is a predicted model, not a curated record. Lineage: Eukaryota; Fungi; Ascomycota; Eurotiomycetes; Chaetothyriales; Herpotrichiellaceae.
AUGCCUCCAAAGCCUUCCGUUCGAGGAGAAUAUAUCGAAACCGAAACUGGCAAUAAAAUCUCGCGAAAGGCCAGCGUCCUAGGUCCGCGCCAUAUCAUUUUGGCCGGGAAAUGCGUGAUCCAGCAGGAUGUCGUGAUCCGAGGUGAUCUCGUCCGUCCACCACAACCCAAGCCUCCAACACAACAAGGCGAUCAGAAGUCGGCCACUCAAGAUCAGACCUCCAUACACCUUGGGCGCUACGUCUUCAUCAGUCCUGGCUGUACGCUCCACCCUCCUUCUCGACUCACAACGAUCGCAAACCCAAAUGGCGGCGAGCCUCAGCAGAUUAUGACCUAUUUCAUGCUCAGAAUCUCCGACUACGUAUACAUUGGCCCAAACACACAUGUGCGUGCAGCGGAGAUAAAGAGCAAUGUCUACAUUGGUGCGAACUGCACGAUCGGGAAUAUGGUCAUAAUAAAGGACAACGUCAAGAUCUUGGAUGGAACGGUUCUACCUGCAAACACUGUCUGGGCAGGAGGCACCAUUAUUGCAGGGCGUCCAGGAAGGGUCGUGGGGGAGAUUGGUGAAGGAUGGGCCGCCAGUGUUGCUAGUGGCUCAUCCGUCGACGAAGGCGUUGGUGUCAAGAGCAGAGAGAGGUGGGCAGCUGUCGGAAACAAACGAUGA